Dictyostelium purpureum is the source of this 348-nucleotide messenger RNA. RefSeq lists its product as uncharacterized. The record is from RefSeq and is a predicted model, not a curated record. NCBI's taxonomy places the organism in Eukaryota, Evosea, Eumycetozoa, Dictyosteliales, Dictyosteliaceae. The coding region runs from base 1 to 348 and encodes 115 amino acids. The transcript is spliced from 2 exons.
AUGAACCUUCUGAUGCGUUUCAAUUAUGUCAAAAAGAAAAUUGAUUGUGACAUUGAAGCCUUUGUAAAAAAAGAUCCGCAUUUCAAAGAUACUUUCUUUUAUACCUUCUUGACCGAUCAAACAAAAACAUUACUCACUGGAAAAGGUGAUUGGUCCGAAUCAUCGCUUAGUUUUCUUGCAACACUCAAACAUCAUUGUGGAUCAAAGAUAGUUGGCCUUUUAACCGGUGCAAAACCCCUUCGUUAUAGUUAUGGUGGUAUCCCUGUCCUUCAGAAUCAUCAAUUGCACGUUUCAAUAAAGAACCUAAUUGUUUCUAUGAGAAUGAAUUCAUUUCUUGAAUACUCUUAG